Messenger RNA from Colletotrichum navitas, 1054 nucleotides. RefSeq lists its product as uncharacterized. Lineage: Eukaryota; Fungi; Ascomycota; Sordariomycetes; Glomerellales; Glomerellaceae. Bases 264 to 839 code for a protein of 191 amino acids. The record is from RefSeq and is a predicted model, not a curated record. The transcript is spliced from 4 exons.
ACUGUGCGGCUGUAGGGUAUCUGUCAGAGGGACGCCGGCGUGUCGGGGCGGGACCGGGGACGGGCGGAGAGCACCAGGCCGCUCUCAUAGGCCGGGAGACGCGGCGCGGCGGAUGUCGUGGACGUCCUUACGGCGUAUGUUGACCUGGAGCAGCGAUGGCGGGACGGAAGGAUUCUGCGUCUGGUCUCCGAGGAGGAACCGGGUCACGGCAUCGUAUGUGCAAUGAUAUGCUCCGGUGACAAUAUAACGAAGAGUAACACAGAAUGAAGAAGAAACGUCGGUGUAUCGGGGCUUCUGCCUUGGGCAACAACUACGUAGGUCGUCUGUGGCCGUUCCUUCCUCGUCUUGUUUGUAGGGAGUCAUGCUGCACCUUCCCUCGACACGUUGCUGCGCUUUCCACCUCUUUCUCUCCCAUCCCUCCCUUUUGCUCUUCUUCUUGUCCUCGCGUCUUUCUCCUCCCAACAAUAACAACUCUCGGCUUCACCCUCUUCUUAUCAACCAGGCACAGAGAACUCCAUUGUCCGAGUCAUCUUCACCCAUACACAAGUAAUCCACCAACUUUUACUUUACGACACCUCUUCCCGUUGACUCUCAAUCCAACUGGUCUCAAGUCGACUUACUGCGGCUUGAAUACCCUGCCUUUUCUGUCAACACCUUACUCCUCUCUCGGCUUCCGAUACCUCGCAGCGCUUGAUCCAUUCCAAGGAUUGGACACGCACGCACGACCCAAAAUCAUGGUGGGAAUCUCGACACUCCCCACAGAGCUCAUCCGUGAGAUGUGCCAUGACAUCCGGGCCGGCAAGCAGACGGCAUCGCACCACAGGCAACAAGCCAUGUGAUACGGCCAGAGACUUACAAUGGGUCGAUUUGUGGGUUGGUUGUGGUGGUACAACAUGCGAUGCUCUCCCUCCCAUUUCCCUUUCUUUGGUCCGUCGGCCGCAGUCGGAACACGAUCCGAGAUUGCUGUGUUAGCGCCGCUGCGCGAGAGCCACUUUUCCCGGCAUCACUUUGCCCCCACGCUUGGCUGGUGUGCGCCGGGAGAUUUGGGCAAAAU